Molecule: messenger RNA, 939 nt
Organism: Sorex fumeus (smoky shrew)
Lineage: Eukaryota; Metazoa; Chordata; Mammalia; Eulipotyphla; Soricidae
Product: olfactory receptor 4K14-like
Exons: 1
Coding region: 1-939 (312 amino acids)
Biological process (GO): G protein-coupled receptor signaling pathway
Cellular component (GO): membrane
Molecular function (GO): olfactory receptor activity; G protein-coupled receptor activity
Source: RefSeq, a predicted model, not a curated record
AUGAAAACGGGAAAUCUCUCUGUAGUGUCAGAAUUUGUACUUCUGGGACUUUGCCAUUCAUGGAACACGCAGAUGUUGUUCUUAAUGGUAUUUUUUAUCCUUUACUUGAUCAUUGUUUCUGGAAAUAUUGUCAUCGUGAUUUUAAUCAUCACUGACCUUCAUCUUCAUUCCCCCAUGUACUUCUUAUUGGCCAACCUGUCCUUUGUCGAUAUGUUGCUUUCAUCAGUCACAACUCCUAAAAUGAUCACAGACCUUCUCAGAGACAACAAGAUUAUUUCUUUUGGAGGCUGCAUGUGCCAGAUCCUCUUUGUGCAUUUUGUUGGAGGCGGUGAAAUGGUGCUACUGGUAGUAAUGGCCUAUGACCGGUAUGUAGCGAUCUGUAAACCACUCCACUACUCUACGAUUAUGAGCCUCCAAAAGUGCAUUGGGUUGGUAGUGAUUUCCUGGACCAUUGGCUUUGUGCAUGCCAUGAGCCAAAUGGUUGUGAUUGUGCAGUUGCCCUUUUGCGGCCCCAAGGAAAUAGACAGCUUCUUCUGUGAUAUACCACUAGUAAUCAAACUUGCUUGCAUAGAUUCAUAUAACUUAGGAAUAUUAAUGAAUGCUGACAGUGGGAUACUGGCUAUAACCUGCUUUAUACUGUUGCUGAUAUCUUACACAUAUAUUCUUCUCACUGUACACCAAAGCUCUAAAACCGGUGCAUCUAAGGCACUCUCUACUUGUACUGCCCACAUCACUGUGGUAAUGCUUUUCUUUGGACCUUGCAUCUUUAUCUAUGUGUGGCCACUGAGCAUCACGUGGGUGGACAAAUUUCUUGCUGUCUUUUACUCUGUUAUCACACCUCUACUAAAUCCAACCAUUUAUACCUUGAGGAAUAAGGAGAUUAAGAAUGCUAUGAAGAGAUUCAAGAGCAAUUAUAUGCAUUCCAAGAGAAAUAUUUAA